AUGAAGUUCAAUUUAUCUUUGUUGAGACUAAUUUUGAUUUUUGUUGCUGCUUGCUAUGCUAAGAACGUGGCAAAGAUAUCUAUUGAUGAUUCCGCCAUUUUGAACUUAGAGGACAAGAAUAAUGGUGAAGAUCUUGAGGGAAGGGAUGUGAAAAACGUUGAGAGUAUUAACACCAUUUUAGGUGAUUCCACCCUUCUGAAAAGGGAUGCCAAGAACAUAUUAGACACUGUAACUUUUGUUGUCGACGAAGAUUCAUUAAAGGAGAACAAUUUAAGGAAAAGGGCACCGAAAAACAUUGCUCAUUUAAACCUAAUGAUAGAUGAAGCAGAUCUUAAACAAUCAGAUAAACUAAUGAAACGAACAUCAAAGAAUGUGGUAAAUUUGGAUUUGAUGGUUGAUGAAGAUCUUCUGCUUUCGAAGCUAGUCAAAAGACACUCCGAAAAUAGGGAACCGUUAGGGCUAGACAUCGAUGUUAACGAUUUUAACACAAGAUUUUUUGUGAAAGAUGACAAGAAGUUUACCGAAAUUACAAUUUUGGUAAAGAAUUCAGAUCUUCCUUCCAAUUUAAUCAGUGAUUACCGAAACAAGGAAGGAAAACAUGCAAUACUUGUUGACAUUCCGGAAGAGAUUACAUCUACUUUAUCAUCAGGAUCGCAUCAACUAAUGAUGAAUGUCAAAUCGAUAAAGAAAAUUGUUCAAAGAAAAUUGAAAUCUAUAGUUAUACCAGAGAUGGGUGAUAUAUAUGACGAAACCAAUAAUUUGAAGUACACAUUGAUGCCUUCGGUUAAAUCUGGCACAUUGGCUACUGCUCUUGACCAGGAAGGUGACAUUAGUAUAUUUGCAACAUAUAUUCGUGAUCUUACCGAUAUAUACAGUAUGUGCAAUUCGGUGGAUAAAUUCAAUAUCAAUGCUGCCAAUGAUGCAGAAAAAAUGCUUUUAUUAUUUGCACCUACAAAUAAAGCCAUGAUUGACUUGAGUGCUAAGCCUUGGGAAUUUCCAGAGAGUAUUACGAAUGAUGAUGAAAGUGUUGUAAGAAAUAAUAUCAGACAUUUUGUCGAAUCUCAUAUAGCAAAGGCUUCUACUAAAUCUUUUAACACUGAAAAGACAGUCCAACUUGUUUCUCUUAAUGAUAACAAAAUUAUUCUUAAAAAUACAGACACAGGCUUUAAGUAUCGUCUUUCGGAUUCAACAGAGUGGAUUCCAAUUAAUAGUAUUGAUGUUUUGGAUAAUGGUGCCCUACUUUCAGUUCCAAAAGUGAUGUCCUGGCCAGGAAAGGUACAAGAUUAA
This is a messenger RNA of Brettanomyces bruxellensis, 1287 nucleotides long. RefSeq lists its product as uncharacterized. The transcript has a single exon. Bases 1 to 1287 code for a protein of 428 amino acids. NCBI's taxonomy places the organism in Eukaryota, Fungi, Ascomycota, Pichiomycetes, Pichiales, Pichiaceae. The record is from RefSeq and is a predicted model, not a curated record.